Messenger RNA from Sabethes cyaneus, 1812 nucleotides. RefSeq lists its product as uncharacterized. The transcript has a single exon. Gene Ontology annotation, molecular function: nucleic acid binding. Bases 1 to 1812 code for a protein of 603 amino acids. The record is from RefSeq and is a predicted model, not a curated record. Lineage: Eukaryota; Metazoa; Arthropoda; Insecta; Diptera; Culicidae. Gene Ontology annotation, biological process: DNA integration.
AUGCGCGGAAAAAUAGAAAAAGUGUAUUAUUGGACCGACUCAAGAACAGUAAUUUGCUGGUUGAACACCAAAAAGGCACUAAAGGCAUUUGUUGCAAAUAAAGUGGGUGAAAUAUUGGAGCGGUCUACGCCAACUGAUUGGAGAUGGAUUUCCACAACAGACAAUGUAGCAGAUGAAGGAACGAGAGAUACGGGACUGGGAAAUCUGCAAGGACCCGAGUUUUUACAGCGAAAUGAACGAGACUGGUGUGCAUGUUCAGAUCCCGAAGAAACGCUUGAAGCACAUCAGGAAUUUUCGGAUGAAGUGAUUGCAGUCAACAUCGUUACUGAGUUUAAUGUAGAAUUAUCAGAUGCAUUAAGGUUUAGCAGUUGGAAAAGGCUGAUACGUGCAACUGCAUAUUUCUACAAAUUUAUCGAAGUUUGGCAAAAGAGGGACAAGUUACCAUUAACACCGGACGAUGAAGAAGCAGCGGUUAAACGUUGGAUAAAGUUUCUACAGAAUGAACAAUACUCAGAGGAAAUUAAAGCAUUACGAAAUAACAGUCAACUGAAGCAGUCAAGUAAAUUAGUCAAGUUAUCUCCAAUUUUAGAUGUUGAUGGAAUCAUGCGGGCGGGUGGUAGAUUAAUGAAUGCGAAAACCGAUGCGGCAACGAGAAAUCCCAUAAUCCUGGACGGAAAUAGUUAUGUUGUAAGGUUGUUAGUGUUCCAUUAUCACUGCCGGGCUAACCAUUCUGGUAGAGAGCUUGUUUUGAAUGAACUGAGACAGAAUUACUGGAUCGUUAGGGUUAGGAGCGUACUUCGUACGGUAAUUUAUAACUGUCAACAUUGUAGAAAGAUGAAACCUCAAGUAUUGCAACCUGCGAUGGGCCAACUCCCCGAUUGUCGCCUUCAAUCAUACUGUCCACCAUUUUCGUACUGUGGUAUGGACUAUUUUGGCCCAUUUGAGGUCACUGUUGGGCGUCACAGAGAGAAAAGAUAUGGCGUAAUAUUUACGUGUAUGACAACUCGGGCCAUACACGUUGAGAUGGCACAUUCUUUAACUACAGACUCGUGCAUUUUGGCGCUCCGUCGUAUGAUCACCAGACGUCGUAAACCAGAGGAAAUUUAUUCCGAUAAUGGAACGAACCUACGAGGAGCAGAUCGAGAACUGAGAGAAGCUUUAGAUCACCUGAGUUUCUCGGAUAUUAAAGAUGCAGUACUACUUCGUGGAAUCAAAUGGAAAUUUAAUCCUCCCGCAGCGAGCCACAUGGGAGGCGCAUGGGAGCGGUUGAUAAGGAGCAUCCGAACCGCUUUGAGAGAGACCCUCAAUGAACGAGCCCCGCGACAGGAGGUAUUGGAAACGGUGUUAGCUGAAGCUGAACAUCUAGUUAACACCAGACCGUUGACGUAUGUCUCUGCCGACGUAAACGAUCCAGAAGCUUUAACCCCGAACCACAUUUUGACUGGUGCUACGAGCAAUGUACAAUCACCUGGAGUGUUUGACCAACAUGACCUCGAUUGGGGAAAGCAAUGGCGAAAGGCACAAGCACUAAUUGAUUUGUUCUGGACACGAUGGCUUAAGGAAUAUUUGCCAACCUUGAUUCCUAAACAGAAGUGGACAGAGCAACGAUGUGAUUUAAAUCCAGGUGAUAUUGUUUAUAUAACAGAUAUGCUUAACGAACGCGGAAGGUGGCCGAUGGGUUUGAUUGAACAGUGUUAUCCGGGGCAAGAUGAUAUAGUUAGAGUGGUUGAUGUGAAGACAUGCUCGGGGAUCUAUCGACGGCCAACUACCAAACUGAGAAAGAUCCGUGUGGAAGGCAGUGAGCGACCGUGA